AUUGCUUCGCCUUCAGCAGAGCAUUGUCUUUUGGGCGUCCAGCUUGCCAUACAAAAACAAAUAUGGCGUCUUCUGCGGAUGUCCACGUCCGAAUUUGUGGACAAGAAAUUAUUAAAUAUGACCUAGAAAUUAAGGCUCUCAUUCAGGACAUCAGGGAUUGUCCUGGACCUCAGUCAGCUCUCAUGGAUCUCAACUCUCAGGUCAAAGAGAAGUUCAACAAGCUCAGACUCAGGAUACAGGACCUGGAGCAGAUGGCCAGAGAGCAGGACAGAGAGUCGGAAGGACUGGCCAUCCAGGCAGAGACAGAGAGCCACCGAAGGCAAAUGCAGAGUAACCAGACCGCGUGGAGGAAAUCCAACCUGGCAUGUAAACUAGCCAUAGACAACACGGAGAAGGAUGAGCUGCUGCACAGAGGAGAAAACCAGAGCAUCAGACAGAGGAAGGCGACCAAAGAAAGCCUAGUGGAAACCAGUAGCAACAUCACAGAGAGUCUGAUGUCUGUCAGCAGGAUGAUGUCUGAGCAGGUGAAGCAGACCGAGGACACUAUCGGCACGCUGGUCACCUCCUCCAGGACAGUGCAGGAAACCAAUGAGGAGUUUAAAAACAUGACGGGAACCAUCCACCUGGGAAGGAAACUCAUCCUGAAGUACAACCGACGGGAGCUGACAGACAAGCUGCUCAUCUUCCUGGCUUUUGCCCUCUUCUUCGCCACCGUCCUCUACAUCCUCAAGAAACGUCUCUUCCCCUUCAUUUAGCCAACUGGCUGCUAGUUCAUGGCAGCACACACCCAGCCUCCAGGAGUAAUGUUUUCCGCAGGAGUGGAAGCAUGGACUGCAUGGAGACUUGAGACUGGACUGCCCCACAUAGAGGCGGUGUCAGGUGUUUCAUCUUGUUUAGCACCCUCAUUUUUAGCUUGAACAAUAUACAAUAUGUGGGUUUAUAAAAUGGGCAGGAAGGCACUUAAUACUCCAGACGAAAGUAAAAAGAGUAAACUUGCAUUAGGUUUCAUGUAACAACAGUGAUAGGUUUAAAACCUCAGCAUGCUUCAAAACUAAGUUUGUACAAUGCAUUGUUCAGCCCUAUUCAUAGUUUUUCUACUUUUUGCAAAUGGCCACCGGGAAGAAAAACCUACUGUCGUAGCUUGCUCCUGGCUGCUACACACCCCCUCCCUGAUCUCUCUCUCUCUAAGAACUCUACAGCUUUUGAGUGACUGCAUGGUGUCGAUGCAAUGAUUCAUACAAAUCAGGAUAAGAGCGCACACACUUUCACACAGUCUCUCCUCAAAGGUAUUGAUGGUGCUGCAUGAAAAGAGACGCCAAAAGAAGAGAAGUGCACUGAGAGACGUUAAAAUCUGGCUUACUUUCACACUUGUACAUGAAGUUGGCUUGACUGUUUUAGAAAAGCACUUCGAAGCAUACUGAGGCCUUAAUACUUCCUCUGGCAUUCAGAACUAACCAGGGUCGAGGCCGUAGUAUGCUGCAACUCUCCAAUUGUUUACAUUUGUCAAAUUACAAUCGGUGUGUGUGUGUGUGUGUGUGACAGAAAGUUAUUACAAAGACGCUGUUACAGUUUUUGACGAGUUUACCGUGUGCCUUUCUUCUUUCCAAUCAGACCUCCAGACUACUGAAACCAGAAACCCAGUAAAUUCUUGUGAAGUGCAUCUGCCAUGUUGAGUCAGAGACUAUGUGACUGUAUCUGUUUUCUAUAUUAAAGUUUAAUAUUUGCAACCUA
This is a messenger RNA of Micropterus dolomieu (smallmouth bass), 1731 nucleotides long. RefSeq names its product BCL2 interacting protein 1b (gene bnip1b). The record is from RefSeq and is a predicted model, not a curated record. Gene Ontology annotation, biological process: retrograde vesicle-mediated transport, Golgi to endoplasmic reticulum. NCBI's taxonomy places the organism in Eukaryota, Metazoa, Chordata, Actinopteri, Centrarchiformes, Centrarchidae. The coding region runs from base 63 to 755 and encodes 230 amino acids. The transcript is spliced from 6 exons. Gene Ontology annotation, cellular component: SNARE complex; endoplasmic reticulum. Gene Ontology annotation, molecular function: SNAP receptor activity.